Molecule: messenger RNA, 1467 nt
Organism: Lachancea sp. 'fantastica'
Lineage: Eukaryota; Fungi; Ascomycota; Saccharomycetes; Saccharomycetales; Saccharomycetaceae
Source: the annotation of a GenBank genome assembly
AUGAGCGUUUCUUACAAAAGAAAGGUCGUCCUUAUCGAUAAUUACGAUUCCUUUACCUGGAAUUUGUAUGAAUACCUUUGCAGAGAGGGUGCCGACGUCCAGGUUUUCCGUAAUGAUAAAAUCACGCUACAAGAGGUGAUAGCCCUAGAACCAGAAAUCCUGUUCAUUUCCCCGGGUCCAGGCCAUCCAAAAACGGAUUCCGGUAUCUCUAGAGACUGCAUACGACACUUUGCAGGUAAGAUACCUGUCACUGGUGUCUGCAUGGGUCAGCAAUGCAUGUUCGAGGUGUUUGGCGGGAACGUCGCAUACGCGGGAGAAAUUGUCCACGGAAAAACGUCGCAAAUCGAGCAUGACAACAAGGGAAUUUUCAAAAACGUUCCACAAGGCGUUUCCGUGACCCGGUACCAUUCUUUGGCUGGUGAAAACUCUACUUUGCCUGACGAACUAGAAGUCACCGCAAGAACUGACUCUGGUGUCAUUAUGGGUGUCAGACACAAGACCUAUACCGUUGAAGGUGUUCAGUUCCAUCCAGAAUCGAUCCUUUCGGAAUCCGGUCGCACCAUGAUCAGAAACAUUUUAAGCAUCCAGGGCGGAACCUGGGAAGAACACGAAAAAGCUGCAAAAUUGAAAGUUACCAAAGGCAGUUCGAUCCUCGACAAAAUUUACGCUCAAAGACAAAAAGACGUCGAGGAACUUUCAUCAGUCCCUGGUUUCACGCAACGCGAUUUACAACAGAAUUUCGAGUUGGGUAUUGCUCCUGCUGUACAGAACUUUUACGAUAGACUUCUUGCUGGGACAAAAAGUGCUGCAGUAAUAGCGGAAAUAAAGAGAGCCUCGCCCUCUAAGGGAGAUAUUGAUGUCAAUGCCAUUGCUGCAGAACAAGCAGUCAAGUAUGCAAGGGCUGGUGCUGCUGCUAUUUCGGUUCUGACUGAACCUCACUGGUUCAAAGGAAGCAUUCAAGACUUGGUAAAUGUAAGAAAGGUGCUCGAUUUUGAAUACAAGGACAACUUGGCACAAAGGCCUUGUGUGCUCAGAAAAGAAUUUAUUUUCAGCAAGUAUCAGAUUUUGGAAGCUCGCUUGGCAGGUGCUGACACAGUUUUGCUGAUUGUCAAGAUGUUACCACAACCACUGCUGCGUGAGCUGUACGAUUAUUCAAGGUCGGAGAUGGGACUCGAACCGCUGGUGGAGGUCAGUUCGAAGGACGAGAUGCAGAGAGCUCUGGAGCUUGGUGCGAAAGUCAUUGGGGUCAACAAUAGAGACCUGCAUUCUUUCAACGUGGACCUUAACACCACCAGUUCUCUGGCUUCCUCAGUACCUGCCGGUACAAUUUUACUCGCCCUAUCCGGCAUCACAAGUGGAGCCGAUGCAAAGAACUAUAAAAGCGAGGGAGUUCGUGGGCUAUUAGUAGGAGAAGCCCUCAUGAGAGCAUUUGACGUGAACACGCUAAUGGCAGAGCUUCUUGCCUGA